Molecule: messenger RNA, 2130 nt
Organism: Impatiens glandulifera
Lineage: Eukaryota; Viridiplantae; Streptophyta; Magnoliopsida; Ericales; Balsaminaceae
Product: PHD finger protein MALE MEIOCYTE DEATH 1
Exons: 3
Coding region: 1-2130 (709 amino acids)
Source: RefSeq, a predicted model, not a curated record
AUGUCGAUUCCAGUCUUCGAAGCCAUAAAGAAACGUAAACGUACUCCAAAAAUCUAUGGCUUACAUACAUUCGGCUACUCCGGCAGUCCAAUUUCUCCCUCCGGUCCUUUCCGAGAAAAUAUCCUGGCCUUCCUCAGAGAAUGCGCCGAACCAGAAGAAUACAACGUCGAUGGAAUGAACAUUUGGUGUACCUUUCUCCUCCAUGAGACCAGAGGUUUUCUCGUCCCGCUUUACACCAUUGAAGAAAGCGUCGAGUAUUCCCUCUCCCCAUUCUGCGAUCACUGCCGAUGCACCGGUUGGAGUCAUCAUUUUGUGUCGAAACGUAAGUAUCAUAUCAUAAUCCCGGUAGACGAUGACUGGAAUCGGCCUCUGGAUGAUCACACAUUUGAUCAGCAAACACAUCUCCUACAUGGAUUGAUCCAUUCGAAUGGUUUUGGUCAUUUGCUCUGUAUUAAUGGAAUUGAAGGCGGUUCUAAAUAUCUCUACGGGAGAGAGAUUAUGGAUUUGUGGGAUCGGAUUUGCACCAAUCUUAAAGUCAGGAAAAUUACGGUGGAGGAUCAAUCGAAGAAACGAACUAUGGAUCUUCGUCUUCUUCAUGGCAUAUCAUAUGGGCAUUCUUGGUUUGGAAGAUGGGGUUACAAAUUCUGCCAUGGAAGCUUCGGCGCGACUGAAUAUAAAUAUGAAAUAGCGAUCCAAGUUCUAAGCAAUUUAGAAAUUGACAGUUUCAUACAAGAUUUCUCUUUAUCGCAUCAACACCGGACAAUUAAACAGAUUGCUUGCUAUUAUCGAGACUUAAGUGAAACCAAAUUGCUCACAAUGAGAGAUCUUCUCAGAUUCAUGCUCACCCGAAAAUUCCAAGCACCGGUUCAGAAGAAACAGACGACGACGACGACAACGACGAAUUCAUAUGAAAGUUCAACCAGAAAAGUUACCCAAAGCAAGGUUGUAGCGAAAGAAAAUAGUCACUUGAAGUACAGGAAAUUCGAGAACAUGGCCGCCAAUGACAGCCGGUGGCCGGCGAGACGACUUGAAUUCGCAGCCAAUGUGAUUGUGGAUGCGUUAAAGGAGAAGAAAGCGUUUAACAAGUUCAAGAAUUGUUCUAUGACAAGACAGGAAGCUAGAGAUGCGGCUCGCCUGCAUAUUGGGGACACGGGUCUAAUCGACUACGUUCUGAAAUCAUUAAACAACGUGAUCGUUGGAGGCCAGAUUGUUCGCCGUGCCGUCAACCCAUCAACCCGGGUUCUUGAAUUUUCAAUCCAUGAGGUUGAGAACGGAUCUGGGUCUGGGUCUGGAACUGGAACCAUCCGGGAAGACGAGGGGGAACUCGCCGUGAUAUCUCCGAAGCCGGCUUCUGAAAAGGUGACUCCAGCCGGAGAAGAUGUAUACGAGGAUGUGAUUUACAUAUACAACAAUGUGCUGAUAGGAAACCAUGAAUCGAAAUUGGUCCAAUUAGCGAUUAGAACAGUUCUUGACAGCAAGCAUUUUGUGAAGGAAUGGCCGUUCUUGGAUCCACCCGACAACUUAUUGAGAUUUGUUUGCCGUGUCAACCCAUUUCCAGGCGAAUUGGAGAAAACCCAAAUUCAAUUCCCAAAAGUGAUGGGAGAAUACAUUACUCUUCCUUUACACGCGACGAUUGGAAUUCUAAAGGCGGCGGUGGAGAUGUCGAUGAGGAAGACUUAUUGCGCCAUGGAGAAACUGGUAAUAAGAAGCGUGAAGACAAUGGAAGAGAUGGAAGAUGAAGAAGUUUUGUUUGGUUUAGUUCAAUCUGGAUCAGAGAUUUCGUUGUGGGGGGAAGGGAUAGAUUGGGAAGGGGAAUUGAAACACGAAGGAGGAGCUGAGAAUUGGGUGGUGAAGUGUAAAUGCGGGACCAGGGACGAUGACGGCGAGAGGAUGGUGGCUUGCGAUGUUUGUGAGGUGUGGCAGCAUACAAGGUGCAGUGGCAUAGGGGAAACAGAGGCGGUUCCACCUUUAUUCGUUUGUGCUUCUUGUUGUGCUUCUCUUAUGCCGACUAUUAACCAGCCGCAGCCAAGCUUUGACCUAGAUUUCCUGGGAACGCAACUUCUCAUUAGUAAUGGCGAUGGCGAUCAUGGUGAUGAUGAUAAAAGGCUCGUCAAUACCUUAUUUUCUUGA